Messenger RNA from Panicum hallii, 1224 nucleotides. RefSeq lists its product as uncharacterized. Gene Ontology annotation, cellular component: cortical microtubule. The transcript has 5 exons. NCBI's taxonomy places the organism in Eukaryota, Viridiplantae, Streptophyta, Magnoliopsida, Poales, Poaceae. The record is from RefSeq and is a predicted model, not a curated record. Gene Ontology annotation, biological process: cortical microtubule organization. The coding region runs from base 135 to 1145 and encodes 336 amino acids.
CUAUUGGAAGUUUGUCUUUAACUCUCUGUAUCUAAUAGAAUGUGACAGGAAAAUGAUCCACCAAACAGUUUGCAAAGAGAUUCUCCCUUCCUGAAGAGGCUGCAUUGCGACAAAGGUGCGUUCAUUUCUUGACGAUGGAACGCAUGAGGAGAAUUGCAGGAAUCGGCAAGGCUAAAGUUCCUUCUGCGCCUUCUGCGGUUCAAAAAGACAAAGAUGAAAGCAUCGUUUUCUUUAGGGAGCUGUACAAGCGUGAGAAGGAUAGGGAUGUGAACCUCUUGGAACCAAUGUACUCGGUCGAGUUUGAAGCUAUUCAAGGUGAUCAUGCUUGUAAAGUUCCCCCAGGAAAAAGAGACUUCCUCAUACCAGUGGACGAGAAGCAUGAUUAUGACUGGUUGAUGACACCUCCAGCUGCACCACUGUUUCCUUCCCUUGAGAUUGAAGCCAAGUCCUCCCAAAUGGUGUUCCAAAGGGAGUUACCAAUCCCUCCCCGUCAAGUUAAACCGUCAGCUUCAAGGCUCUUAGCUAAGCCAGAGGCAACCAAAACAUCGACACGGUCUGCACCACCUACUUCUAACACUUCGUCAAGAAAAACAUUCAUCAAAACCUCUCCAGCCAUCUCCAAAGAGAAGAAGCAACCUUACACUGAAGACCAGAGAUCAAGCCACAAGGUUUCGGUGAAUGGGCAUCAGAAAGCUGCUGAUGCAGCUAUUCCAGGUACCCGAAUAGGUGGCGCACCGAAGAAACAUUCAGAGACGUGCUACGCAACCCAAACCAGCAGCACAAGCACGGUCAAGGGAGUGACAGACCAAGAAAUCCCUUUCAAGACACCGAAGAAUCUGAUCACAACAACCAGGUCAAUAUUCUGGCGCCAUACUCCAUCGACGAAGAAUGCUCAGAGCAAAGAUCCUGGGUCCGGUGUAGAUGUCAAGAAGGAAAGUGGCAAGGUGAGGAGGCCGUCACGUCCGCCGGCGGCAAUAAGGGGCAUGACGGAGCUGCAGUUACAGGACAGGCGGGAUGCGCUGCCGCCAAGAGGGAAGAGUGUGACUGGGAGCGGCGGUGAGCCCGCUUCCAGCACCGGUGGCCGUGCAGGGAGGGCGGCACUGAUGAGGGGCACAGGAAGAGCUAAUGGGAGAGCAUGGAUAUGAGCUUGGAAGCCAGGCGACGAAGGGAGCAUAUACUUCUUCUGAAAUUUCGGGAAUCUGAAAUUUAUAUGGUGCCCUUGUA